CAUGAAGAUAGAAAUAAAGUGAUUUUGCUGUAGUUUUGAUGGAAAGUAAUCCUAACAGAGGGUUUCUCUUCACAGGUGAGCAGGAUGAAUCUGUGUGCAAGUCGUACAUCACCCAAAUCAAAAACCUGCGUCUGCAGAUCGAAGACUGUGAGUCUCGAACGGUGGCUCGUAUCCGACAGCCUGUGGAUAAAGAUCCGCUCAGAGACUGCAUUCAGAAAACUGCUGACCAGAAGAAGUUGCAUGUGGAGCUGGACGGCAUCAAGAAGAACCUGGAUAAAGUGUCUGAGAAAGCGGAGGAGGUGCUGUCCUCCGCAGAUCAGUCCAGCGCUCCAGUCCUGCGCUCAGAGCUGGACAUCACCCUGCAGAAGAUGAAUCAAACCUAUAGCCUGUCCUCCGUCUACCUGGAGAAGCUUAAGACAAUAGAGGUGGUGAUCCGCAACACACAAGGGGCAGAAGAUGUUGUGAAGAAAUAUGAGAAUCGCCUGCGUGAGGUUCACACAGUUCCUACAAACGUACAGGAGGUGGAGAAUUACUGCUCGGAGCUCAAGACGAUGCGUGCGGACGCAGAGAAGCAGCGGCCGGUGUUCGACGAUAUGGAGGGUGAGCUGGCCAAGGCCUCAGCGGUCAGCCAGCGGAUGGUCCAGAUCCACACGGAGCGGGACGCUGAGCUGGAGCACUACAGACAGAUGCUGGGCAGCCUGCAGGAGCGCUGGCGGGCAGUCUUCGCCCAGAUGGACCUGCGGCAGCGGGAGCUCGAGCAGCUCGGCCGGCAGCUGGGCUACUACAGGGAGAGCUAUGACUGGCUCAUCCGCUGGAUUGCAGAUGCUAAACAGCGGCAGGAGAAGAUCCAGGCUGUGCCUAUAAUAGACAGCAAGACACUCAAAGAACAACUAGCACAGGAGAAGAAACUUCUGGAAGAAAUUGAGAAAAACAAAGAGAAAGUUGACGAGUGUCAGAAAUAUGCCAAAAACUACAUCGAUACCAUUAAGGACUAUGAACUCCAAUUGGUUGCCUACAAAGCUCAAGUGGAACCUCUGACUUCUCCUUUGAAGAAAACCAAGAUGGAGUCUGCCUCUGAUAACAUCAUUCAAGAGUAUGUAACUCUGAGAACCCGCUAUAGUGAACUGAUGACUCUGACCAGUCAGUACAUCAAGUUCAUCACAGACACCCAGCGCCGCCUGGAGGACGAGGAGAAAGCUGCUGAGAAACUUAAAGCAGAAGAGAGGAAAAAAAUGGCUGAAAUGCAGGCAGAGUUAGACAAACAGAAGCAGCUAGCUGAAGCUCAUGCCAAGGCCAUUGCCAAAGCGGAGAAAGAGGCACAAGAGCUCAAGCUCAUGAUGCAGGAGGAGGUUAGCAAGCGAGAGUUUGUUGCAGUGGAUGCUGAAAGGCAAAAGCAGAACAUCCAGCUGGAGCUGCAUGAGCUCAAAAACCUCUCUGAGCAACAGAUAAAAUCAAAGAGUCAGCAAGUGGAGGAGGCUCUGCAAAGUCGGGUCAAAAUAGAGGAGGAGAUCCGUAUCAUAAGACUUCAGUUGGAAACUACGAUGAAGCAGAAAUCCACUGCACAGGAUGAGCUGAUGCAGCUUAGAAGCAAAGCUGCUGAGGCAGAGAGACUUCGCAAAGCUGCUCAGGAGGAGGCCGAGAAACUUCGCAAGCAAGUUAACGAGGAGACCCAGAAGAAGCGGAUGGCAGAGGAAGAGUUAAAACUGAAGUCUGAAGCAGAGAAAGAGGCUGCCAGGCAGAAGCAAAAAGCUUUGGAUGAUCUUGAUAAGCUCAAGAUGGAGGUGGAGGAGGCUGAGAGACACAUGAAGCAGGCGGAGAUUGAGAAAGAGCGACAAAUCAAACUCGCUCAAGAUGCCGCUCAGAAAAGUGCAUCAGCUGAGCUGCAGAGCAAGCGCAUGUCCUUCGUCGAAAAGACAUCCAAACUGGAAGAGUCACUCAGAGAGAAGCACGGGACUGUCAUUCAACUGCAGGAGGAAGCAGAACGCCUCAAAAAGCAGCAGGAGGAGGCAGACAAGGCAAGGGAGGAUGCUGAGAAAGAGCUUGAAAAAUGGAGACAAAAAGCCAAUGAGGCUCUUCGCCUAAGGCUCCAGGCGGAGGAAGAAGCCCACAAAAAGACUCUUGCACAGGAAGAUGCUGAAAAACAGAAAGACGAGGCUGAGCGUGAGGCUAAAAAACGGGCCAAAGCUGAAGAGUCUGCCCUGAAACAGAAAGACAUGGCUGAGCAAGAGCUCGAGCGGCAGAGGAAGCUGGCUGAAAGCACAGCACAGCAGAAGCUCUCUGCCGAACAUGAGCUGAUUCGCUUGAGGUCUGAUUUUGAUCAUGCCGAGCAGCAGAGAUCCCUGCUUGAAGAUGAACUAUACCGUCUUAAGAGUGAGGUCAGUGCUGCAGAGCAGCAGCGCAAGCAGCUUGAAGAUGAGCUUUCCAAAGUUAGAAGUGAAAUGGAGUUGCUUUUGCAGCUUAAGUCUAAAGCUGAAAAAGAUAGCAUGUCUACCACCGAAAAGAGCAAACAACUCUUGGAAGCUGAAGCUGGUAAACUGAGGGAUCUUGCAGAUGAAGCAGCCAAGCUUCGUGCCAUUGCUGAAGAGGCUAAAAGGCAGAGGCAGGUGGCUGAGGAGGAAGCUGCACGACAGAGAGCAGAAGCAGAAAGAAUUCUCAAGGAGAAACUUGCUGCCAUUAAUGAAGCUACUCGCUUGAAAACCGAGGCAGAAAUAGCUCUUAAAGAAAAGGAGGCCGAAAAUGAACGUUUGCGAAGGAAAGCUGAAGAUGAGGCUUACCAGAGAAAGGCUCUUGAAGAUCAGGCAAGCCAACACAAGCAAGACAUUGAGCAAAAGAUCAAUCAGCUCAAGAAAUCCUCUGAAGUUGAAUUAGAUAGACAGAAAACAAUUGUGGAUGAAACUCUUAAACAGAAAAGAAUAGUUGAAGAGGAGAUUCGCAUCUUGAAACUUAACUUUGAGAAGGCUUCAUCUGGCAAGCUUGAUUUGGAGCUUGAACUAAAUAAGCUGAAGAAUAUUGCAGAUGAAACGCAACAAAGCAAACUGCGAGCAGAAGAGGAAGCUGAAAAACUACGUAGGCUUGCCCUCGAGGAGGAAAAUAGAAGAAGGGAGGCUGAAGAAAAACUAAAAAAGAUUACUGCCGCAGAACAGGAGGCAGCUCGACAGCGCCAAGCUGCCCAAGAAGAAGUAGAGCGCCUCAAGAAGAAAGCCGAUGAGGCUAGAAAGCAAAAAGAAGAUGCUGAUAAAGAAGCGGAGAGGCAAAUAUAUGCUGCCAAAGAGGCUGCAGAGAAAGCAAUUACAGCUGAACAGCAAGUCCAGAGUGUUCUUGUUCAGCAGAAGGAGGACAGCCUGGUACAGAAAAGGCUCAAAGAGGAGUUUGAGAAAGCCAAAAGGCUUGCCCAAGAGGCAGAAAAGGCCAAAGAAAGAGCAGAGAAAGAGGCUGCCCUCCUCCGUCAACAAGCAGAAGAUGCAGAGCGUCAGCGCCAGACUGCUGAGGUUGAGGCAACCAAUCAGGCGAAAGCCCAAGAGGAGGCUGAGAGACUUCGAAAGGAGGCAGAGCUAGAGGCAGAAAAGCGAGCCCAAGCUGAGGCAGCAGCACUGAAACAAAAACAGAUAGCUGACGAAGAGAUGGCUAGGCACAAGAAGCAUGCAGAGCAGACACUUAAGCAGAAGUCUCAGGUGGAGCAAGAGCUUGCUAAAGUUAAACUGCGGUUAGAUGAGACCGAUAAACAGAAGAGUGUUCUAGAUGAAGAGCUUCAUCGCCUGAAGGAUGAGGUCGGUGACGCUGUUAAACAGAAAGCCCAGGUAGAGGAGGAACUAUUCAAAGUCAAGAUUCAAAUGGAGGAGCUCAUUAAACUCAAGCUCAGAAUUGAGCAAGAGAAUCAGCGUCUCAUGCAGAAGGACAAAGAUAAUACUCAAAAAUUCUUGGCUGAUGAGGCUGAGAACAUGAAAAAGCUGGCUGAGGAGGCUGCCAGGCUCAGCAUUGAGGCCCAAGAGACUGCUCGCAUGAGACACAUUGCAGAGACUGACCUUGCUGAGCAGAGAGCGCUUGCCGAAAAGAUGCUUAAAGAAAAGAUGCAAGCCAUUCAGGAGGCAUCUAAGCUUAGAGCAGAGGCAGAAAUGCUACAGAGACAGAAGGACCUUGCUCAAGAGCAAGCUCAAAGGUUGCUUGAAGACAAACAACUGAUGCAGCAACGGCUCAAGGAGGAAACUGAAGGCUUCCAGAAAUCAUUGGAGGCUGAACGCCGAAGACAGUUGGAUAUAACAGCUGAGGCAGAGAGACUUAGACUUCAGGUGUCCCAGCUCAGUGAUGCACAGUCUAGAGCUGAGGAUGAAGCCAAGAGGUUUAAGAAGCAGGCAGAUGAUAUUAGUGCACGGCUUCAUGAGACAGAGCUUUCCACCAAAGAGAGAAUGACAGUUGUUGAAAAAUUGGAAAUACAACGAUUGAGCAGUACCAGAGAAGCUGAUGACUUACGCAAAGCCAUUGCUGAUCUUGAGAACGAGAAGGCAAAAUUGAAAAAAGAUGCUGAAGAUUUACAGAAAAAGUCUAAAGAGAUGGCUAAUGCUCAGCAAGAACAAAUUAAACAGGAGAAAACAAUCCUUCAGCAGACAUUUAUGUCGGAAAAGGAGAUGCUGUUGAAGAAGGAAAAACAAAUAGAGGAUGAAAAGAAGAGGUUAGAGAGCCAAUUUGAAGAGGAGGUCAGAAAAUCAAAAGCCCUAAAAGAUGAGCAAGAACGCCAAAGAAAACAAAUGGAGGAUGAAAAGAUAAAACUCAAGGCCUUUAUGGAUGCUGCUCUGAUAAAACAAAAAGAGGCUGAAAAAGAGAUGUUCAACAAACAAAAGGAGAUGCAAGAGCUUGAAAGGAAAAAGCUUGAACAAGAAAGGAUGCUUGCUGAGGAAAACCAACAACUGCGCGAGAAGCUUCAACAGCUCGAGGUUGCUCAAAAAUUCACCCAGGAGAUUCACAUCCAGACAGAUUACAAGAAAGUCCUCAAUGGUCAAAGUAUUGAAGUUGACGGCACACAGGGUUAUCCUGGAUUAUCUUUCGAUGGAAUUCGUGAGAAAGUGCCUGCAAGCAGACUGUUUGACAUAGGACUUUUAAGCAAAGUGGAUUAUGAUAAGCUCCAGGGUGGUGACACUACUGUCCAAGAACUUAGCAAGACAGACAAACUUAAAACAAUUCUCAAGGGCAAUAACUGCAUCAGUGGCUUGCUUGUUCAUCCAAAUAAAAAAAUGCCUAUCUAUCAAGCCAUUAAAGAAAAGAAGAUUGCUCCUGGUACUGGGCUAGUGCUGCUAGAGGCACAGGCUGCUUCUGGAUACAUAAUCGACCCAGUUAAAAACAAGAAACUCUCUGUCAAUGAGGCAGUUAAGGAGGGUUUAAUUGGACCUGAACUACACAACAAGAUGCUGUCUGCAGAGAAAGCUGUCACUGGUUACAAAGAUCCAUACACAGAGGCCAAGAUCUCCCUCUUUGAAGCUCUGAAGAAAGGUCUCAUAGGGCAGGAUCAUGCUAUCAGAUUGCUGGAUGCUCAGAUAGCAACAGGUGGCAUCAUUGAUCCCAUCAAUAGUCAUCGUGUGCCAGCUGAAAUAGCCUAUAAGCAGAGUCAGUUUGAUGCAGCCACCAAUAAAAUUCUACAAAAUCCAACUGAUGACAUGAAGGGAUUCUACGAUCCAAACACAGAAGAAAAUCUGACAUACAGUCAGCUAAUGGAAAGGUGUAUCGCUGAUCCAGAAACAAGUCUGCUUCUUUUGCCCAUCUCCGAGGAGGCUGCUCAAAAUGCCAGAAUAUUCACUGAUGAGGAAACAAGAGAUGUGUUUGACAAGACAACAGUGUCUGUGCCAUUCGGCAGAUUUAAAGGAAAGACUGUUACCAUCUGGGAGAUAAUAAACUCUGAGUACUUCACAGAGGACCAGAAAAAAGACCUCAUCCGCCAGUACAAAACUGGUAGGAUUACAGUUGAAAAGAUCAUCAGAAUUGUCCUAACUGUGGCAGAGGAAAAAGAGAAGAAGAAUGAGAUUGCCUUUGAUGGCCUGAGAUCACCAGUGCCUGCUGCAAAGCUUCUUGAAUCCAAAGUUAUUGACAAAGACCUCUAUAACAAGUUACAGAAAGGACAACUGCUUGUCAAAGAUGUGUCAGAGAUGGAGCAUGUGCGAAAUGCGUUGAAAGGCACUCACUGCAUUGCAGGAGUAAUUGUUGACUCAACCAAACAAACAAUGUCAUUUUAUGAUGCCAUGAAAAGUGACAUGAUGAGACCUGGCCCUGCUCUUCAUCUCUUGGAAGCACAAGCUGCCACAGGAUACAUCAUAGAUCCUGUUAAAAACCAAAAACUUACAGUAGAUGAGGCUGUCAAAGCAGGUGUUGUCGGACCUGAGCUUCAUGAAAAACUACUGUCUGCAGAGAGAGCUGUCACUGGUUACAAAGAUCCCUUUGCUGGUAAAACAGUGUCCCUAUUUGAGGCUAUGAAGAAAGAUCUGAUAUUGAAAGACCAGGGAAUUAGACUGCUUGAUGCACAACUGGCAACUGGAGGAAUCAUUGAUCCUGUCGAAAGUCACCGUGUUCCACAUGACGUUGCCUGCACGAGGGGCUGUUUUGAUGAUGCAACCCAGAAGUUUUUGAGCAGCCCAACUGAUGAAGUUAAAGGAUACUUUGACCCAAACACACAGGAAUAUGUUACUUAUCCACAGCUCUAUAAAAGAUGUGUCACUGACAAAAAGACUGGCCUUAAGCUUCUGCCUUUGUCCGAACAAGCCAUCAAUGCCAAAGAAGAAAUGAAAUACACUGAUGCCCAGACCAAAGAUGCAAUGACUCAGGCGACUGUUGAGGUUCAAAGUGGACCUUUCAAAGGAAGAAAAGUUACCAUAUGGGAGCUCAUUAACUCUGACUAUCUUACAGAAGAGCAAAGACUUGACUUAAUAAGACAAUACCGAUCGGGUAAGAUGACUAUUGAGAAGAUUACAAAGAUUUUAAUUGUAAUUGUCUCUGAGAAGGAUGCCAAGAAACAAGAAGAGGGUUGCUUUAAGGGACUUAGGGCUCCUGUUCCAGCCAAGUCAUUAUUUGACUCCAAAAUCAUUGACAAGCCAACCUAUGAUUUGCUAGAACAAGGUAAAAAGACUCCAAAAGAAGUCAGCAAAGACACUUCGGUCAGCAAGUAUCUCCAAGGCACAGAGAGCAUUGCUGGGGUCUACCUUGAGCCUACAAAGGAGAAAGUUAGCAUAUACCAAGCAAUGAGAAAGAAAUUCCUUAGACAGAACACAGGUAUUGCAUUACUUGAAGCUCAGGCUGCCACAGGGUUUAUUGUGGAUCCAUCAAGAAAUGAAUGUCUCACUGUGGAUGAUGCAGUUAAAGCAGGCAUUGUUGGUCCAGAGCUUCACGAGAAGCUUCUCUCUGCUGAAAAAGCUGUCACUGGAUAUAAAGACCCAUUCACAGGAAAUAAGAUCUCUCUGUAUCAAGCCAUGGACAAAGACCUUGUCCUCAAAGAGCAUGCCAUGCCACUCUUGGAGGCACAGUUGGCAACUGGUGGAAUUAUCGAUCCAGUAAACAGUCAUCGUCUUCCUGUUGAGACUGCAAUCCAGCGUGGAUAUGUUACCAAACAGCUAGCCAGCAGCAUUGCUGAAAGCAAGUACUUCUCUGACCCUGCAUCUGAUGAGAACAUAUCAUACAAGCAACUAAAAGACAAGUGUAUUGCAGAGCCUGAUACAGGCUUAAAUCUACUAAAGCUUUCCAAACCACAGGCCCCAACAGUGGUGGAAAAGACAUACCUUUACAGCGAAGAACAAACCCAGAGUGAUCUAUCAACUACUCAAAUUGAUCUACCAAUUGAAGGUCAGGGCUCUAUGUCUCUUUGGGAUGUCAUGAAUUCAAAUCUACUCCCUGAGGAACAGAGAGCCCAGCUUUUGGAAGAAUAUCGUUCUGGCAAUAUAACAAAGGAACGGAUGAUAAUCAUUAUAAUUGAGAUUCUGGAGCAGAGAGAAGUAAUUAAAGGGGGGAACUUCCAGACUGGUGGCACAAGAAGACGUCAAAUCACUAUUGAAGAUCUCUACAAUGCUCGCAUCAUUGACCUUGAGACCUACAACAUGUUGAAAAAAGAGAAAAAGACUAUGCGUGAUGUUAUGGAGAUGCAAAGUGUUAAGCGUUACUUGUAUGGAACUGGCAGUGUUGCUGGAGUGGUGACUGAUUCAAAUUCUAAGAUCAGCAUUUAUCAAGCAAUGAAGAGAGAGAUGUUGAAGCCAGAGAUUGCAAUUGGUCUCUUGGAAGCCCAGGCAGCCACUGGAUUCAUCGUUGACCCUGUCAGGAAUGAAAUGCUUACCGUAGAUGAAGCAGUGCGCAAGGGUGUGGUGGGCCCAGAAUUUCACGAUAAACUCCUGUCUGCAGAAAGAGCAGUCACUGGCUAUAAGGAUCCAUAUAGUGGAAAGGUUAUCUCCCUUUUCCAAGCAAUGAAAAAGGGCCUUGUCCCUGAGGAUUAUGCCCUAAGGUUACUCGAAGCGCAAACAGCAACUGGCGGAAUCGUUGACCCAGAGUAUAAUUUCCAUCUGCCAACAGAAAUUGCCACACAACGUGGAUACAUCAACAAAGAAACCAAUGAAAAGCUGUCUGAUGAGGUUCAAGGAUAUGUAGAUCCAUUAACUGAUGAAAAGAUGUCAUACGCUCAGCUUCUGAAAAGAUGCAAGGUUGACAAAGAUGGGCUGCAUCUGUUGUCUCUGGCAGACAGAAGGUUACUCUUUAGGGGUCUCCGAAAAGAAAUAACAAUAGAAGAGUUGAUCCGCUCCAAAAUCAUUGAUGAACAAACAGUCAGUGAGCUGAAUGAGGGACUGCUAACAGUGGAGGAGGUGAGCAAUAGAUUGCGGAAAUAUCUACAGGGCUCAAGCUGCAUUUCUGGCGUGUUUGUUGAGUCUUCUAAAGACCGUCUAUCUAUCUACCAAGCCAUGAAAAAGAAUAUGAUCAGGCCAGGUACUGCUUUCGAGUUGCUGGAAGCUCAAGCAGCCACAGGGUAUAUCAUUGACCCGAUCAAGAAUCUCAAGCUAACAGUAAAUGAAGCAGUUAAGAUGGGAAUUGUUGGACCAGAGUUCAAAGACAAGCUGCUUUCCGCUGAGAGAGCUGUGACUGGGUAUAGAGAUCCCUAUACAGGCAAAAUGAUCUCACUGUUCCAAGCUAUGAAAAAGGGCCUGAUUUUGAGAGAUCACGGUAUUCGUCUUCUGGAGGCCCAGAUUGCCACAGGAGGAAUCAUUGACCCAGAGGAAAGUCACCGCUUGCCUGUUGAAAUGGCUUACAAUCGAGGGUUUUUUGAUGAGGAGAUGAAUGAGAUCCUCAAUGACCCAUCAGAUGACACCAAGGGCUUCUUUGACCCAAACACGGAGGAAAAUCUCACCUACCUGCAGCUGAUGGAAAGGUGUAUUGUAGACCCAGACACUGGUCUUGUUCUCUUGCUUCUAAAAGAAAAGAAACGUGAGAGAAAGACUUCUUCCAAGUCCUCCGUUCGCAAACGCAGAGUCGUUAUCGUAGAUCCUGAUUCAGGUAAAGAGAUGUCCGUGUAUGAAGCCUACCACAAAGGGCUAAUUGACCAUCAGACCUACCUUGAACUUUCAGAGCAAGAGUGUGAAUGGGAAGAGAUCACAAUGACAUCAUCUGAAGGGGUCGAAAAGUCUCUUCUAAUUGACAGAAGAUCAGGCCGACAGUAUGACAUUGAGGAUGCGAUCGCAAAAGGACUGAUUGAUCAGAGUGCAAUUGACCAGUACCGCUCUGGCACACUUUCCAUCACAGAAUUUGCCGAUAUGUUAUCUGGAAACAUGAGUGGCAUCCGAUCCCGCUCCUCUUCCUUUGGAUCCACCUCUUCUUAUCCGAUGAGCCCCAUACCUAGCAUCAAAACUCCCGCAACUGUAUGGAAUGAUCCAAUUGAGGAAACGGGUCCUGUGGCAGGAAUCCUUGACACAGAUAGUCUUGAAAAAAUUUCUGUUACUGAAGCCAUACGAAGGAGCGUAGUGGAUUCCAUAACUGGCCAAAGACUGUUGGAGGCACAGGCUUGCACUGGUGGCAUAAUUGACCCGUCUACUGGAGAGAAAUUUUCAGUUACCGAAGCAACAGAGAAGGGUCUUAUAGAUAAGAUUAUGGUUGACAGACUAAAUCUAGCCCAGAAAGCUUUUCAUGGAUUUGAGGAUCCUCGCACUAAAGUCAGAAUGUCUGCAGCUCAGGCUCUCAAGAAAGGCUGGCUUUAUUAUGAAGCAGGGCAGCGUUUCCUGGAGGUGCAGUAUCUCACUGGUGGCCUUAUUGAGCCAGAGGCUGAGGGACGAAUCUCCCUUGAGGAGGCAAUCAGGAAAGGUGCUAUUGAUGGCCGCACAGCCCAAAAGCUCAGAGACGUAAAUGCCUAUACUAAAUAUCUUACAUGUCCUAAAACCAAACUGAAGAUCUCCUACAAGGAUGCCAUGGACAGAAGCAUGGUUGAAGAAGGAUCUGGCAUUAGGCUUCUGGAAGCUUCAUCAACAUCAAGUAAAGGCCUCUACAGUCCUUACAAUGUCAGUGGUGCUGCAUCUGCUUCUGGCUCACGGUCUGGGUCCAGGACAGGCUCUCGUUCAGGUUCAAGAAGGGGGAGCUUCGAUGCUACUGGCUCUGGAUUCAGCAUGAACUUCUCAUCAUCCUCAUAUACUUCCUCCAGCUACAGCCGCAGUUUUAAAGCUGGACCUCAUAGCAAGCAUACCUUGUGGUCCUGCGGCUUUCAUAUCAUUACACCAGAGUUACAAAAUACACAUAAAUUAAUUAGAUUAGAUUUACUUUAUUCUGUUUUGCAUGUGUUUGGUGUAGGAAAAUGCAUUCCAAAAAUUACCAGUAUCUUUUUAUCUGGCUAUAGUCAAGUUCCCAUUUUAUGUAGUUUGGAUCCUUAGGAAUUGUUAAUUGCCUGGUCAUCUUUGAUCAUAGUUCAAGUUAUCUAAUUUAGGUUUAAUUUAGAUUAAACUGACUGCAUAUUUUUGGAAGUGAUUUUUUUCUGCUUAUUUUGUACUUAAGUGUGUCAUCUAAAUUCCGGAAUUGUUACGCAUUUUGAAACUUAUUUUUAAUCAAGUUCUGUUUAGGCUGUAAUUAAUAUUACAUAUAGUGAGCCUAUAUUUCUACAUUUUAUUUUAGAAGAAAAAUCUUUUUAUACUUUGGUUUAUUUCAGGAGAAUGUAUCAGUAAAUAUACCAAGUUUUACAAAAAAAAGAGAGAAAGAAAUCUGAUUAAUAUGGAGUGUGGUUAUUUUUACAUAUUUGUAUAGAUUUGAUAGAUGGAUAUAUUACAGACUUCUAGCCUAUUUUGCAGAUAGUUUAACAGAAUGUAACAAAAAAGACACUACACAUUACACAUAGACACUAAAUGAGGAGCAAGCACCUUGUACAACAAACCAAGAUCUCUUUAAACUGAAAUUAUGAAAGUUCAUUUACUGGAUCCAGUGCCUCUCCCAAGUCCUUUGCAAAACUACUCCAGGCUGCCUUGUAAAUGAGUCCUCCACUGAUGUGUUAUCCACUGAAGAUUUCUGAUGUCUGAUCCAUGCCUCUCUCAUAACAUCUUGACAGAUGUGGAUGAAUUGUUAGUACUUAGAUCACCUGAUACUAGAUUUGAUGAAGCCACACAUUUGGUCUUGGAUCACGAGAUAAAUGAUGUUCAUCAGCAGCCCACAUCCUCAGAGAUUCAGAUCCUCACUGAGGGUUUCCUUCUCCCAUUGCAUCUGCCAUUUGCAUGAAGUCUUUCCUUGGAUUUCAUAUCAUAUCAGGAACUGCCAGUACAUCAGCUGGGAGCUGGACUUUGGAGUUUAUUAUAAAAUAGCAAAGCACCAUUUUGGAUACAUUACAUGUUCAGUUUUAUCAAAAAUCUCAGAGAUGCAGUUUUAUUUUUUUAAGCUACACAUGAAUACAGUAUGCACAGCCUUUUACUGCAAUUCUUUAAGAUAUUAAACUAUUACAUAAUAAAAAUGUAAGCAGACUGCAUCAUUGACUGAAUAUAUUUAGGCUCAUUUAAUGUAUGGCAGUUACAUUUUUCAGAUUUCAGAUUUCCUGUGCCAAAAAAAGACAUUUUGAUUACUUGUUGCCUGCCAUGUAUUUCUUUGCUUGCUUUAUUAUUAUUAUUAUCAUUAUUAUUAAUUGUACUGUUGCAUUUUUUUUAAGUACUUGACUUUUUUUUUCCUUUUUGAUGUUGUAUAUGUAAAAUAUUUUUGCAUGUUUUACUAACUUGCUAUAAAGUAUUCUAAAAAGAUGAAGAAUAGAUUUUUGAAUUUAUCCCCAAUAAAUAAAAGAUUAUAUUAUGAGUACAAGAUGUAUGAAAUACUAACUGGUGGAUGAACUUUUCCUUGAGAGAUUCUGGUAAUAAAAAUUGAGUUUUUAAAAGUAACACUCUAUUCAAGUGUAAAUAAAUCUAUUUUGGAAACAUCA
This is a messenger RNA of Danio aesculapii, 12382 nucleotides long. Its product is annotated as plectin-like. Lineage: Eukaryota; Metazoa; Chordata; Actinopteri; Cypriniformes; Danionidae. Gene Ontology annotation, molecular function: structural constituent of cytoskeleton; cadherin binding; structural constituent of muscle. Gene Ontology annotation, biological process: hemidesmosome assembly; intermediate filament cytoskeleton organization; wound healing. The record is from RefSeq and is a predicted model, not a curated record. Gene Ontology annotation, cellular component: perinuclear region of cytoplasm; intermediate filament; focal adhesion.